AUGGCCGAACUAGCGCUAGCUAUCAUUCCGCUGGGAAUAACAGUUACAUCUGGUCUCGUCAAGUAUCUGAAAGCUGUCAACGAUCACGAUGACGACCGUACCCGAGUUUUGCGUCAGGCUGAACGCUUGUCCAGCACGUUUCAAUCACUUAAAGCCGCUUUAAACCGAUCUCAGCUUGACCCAGAACUUUCUGCCUCGGCAUCGCAGGCUUCUGGUUGUCUCAACGAUUGCCAAAAAGCAUUGGAAGAACUGGACAUCCUUCAACAGAAAGUCUUUGCCACCGCUACCAGCAUCGUCGCGGCGACUUCCCCCGCGCGAACAAAGGACAAGAUAAAAGAUGGGUACAGGAAGCUCAUAUAUCCGCUGCGAAAAUCCGACAUCGAAAAUCUGGGAGGAGCUUUGGAUAGGCUUUCGACAACGCUUAGCUUGGCUCUAGAAAUGCUUCAUGUGUAA
Fusarium musae is the source of this 453-nucleotide messenger RNA. RefSeq lists its product as uncharacterized. Lineage: Eukaryota; Fungi; Ascomycota; Sordariomycetes; Hypocreales; Nectriaceae. The record is from RefSeq and is a predicted model, not a curated record. The transcript has a single exon. The coding region runs from base 1 to 453 and encodes 150 amino acids.